AUCUUCAACUCACCGGGGAAGCUUCUCGUUUGUGCUCCUUGUCUGACCAGGAAGUGAACAAAAUGAUACUGAACUGGUUUUGUCUUUUGGUGCUUGUUAAUUUUCAUUUUUCGGGUAUCUCAGCAAGUCCUGCUCAAAAGUUUUCUCCUGGUAUUCCUAUAACACCCUCAGAAAAACAAAUUCCUGGUAAACUCACUGGAGUCGUAGAAAACAGCGCUAUUAUUCCUGGAAAUGUGACGAUUCCAAUUUCCACGCGGUCAGAAAAUCAAAUUCCUGGUAAAGUCACUGGAGUCGUAGGAAACAGCGCCACUGGUCCUGGAAACGCGGUGGCUCCAUCUUUCACGCAGUCAGCUGCUCCAACAACAGUGAUCCGUACUAUACCGGCUCCUACGUCUGGGAUAGUGCAGCCUCAACAAGUCUACCUGCAAACGAAUCCAUCGUAUUAUUCAUCGCCUCAGUACGUAGGUCAGACUCCCACGGCUUAUGUAUAUCCCGAUGGAACAGUACGCGCACCACCAUCACCACCACGAAUCAUACAAACGGGAACUAGAUUUAAUGGAAACUACAACUGGCUACCAGCUGGUGAUUCCAUCAGUUCCGGUUCUCCAAGUACCAUUUUAUCCAGUCUGGUCGGUGAUUCGCUAGGAUUGAGCAGUUCUCGUCCAUCAGGAUUGAGAAGUCCGAUCCGUCCUAGUGCCGGUCAAGCGUUGGGAGCACUUGGCCUUUUGGGAGCCGGUGCAAUAGGCGCAGGAGCGUUAUUAUUAGGAUAGCCAAUGAUUCCAACGAGAAGAGGUUCCUCAUUCACCGCGCAUUGAAGUCUUCUUAUUAAGCAAGUCUGUUCGAGCCGUAAUUGUUUCAUUAUCGCUACCUAUCAUAUGAUAUCAACGCUAUUGAACAGUUGACAGUUCAAUAACUGACUCAAUCUGUAUUAAAAAGAUCCAAUUGUUCGCCAACUCUUAUGAGAGUUUAACACAGGGAUCGACCGAUUGAUUACCUACCAAGCGAGUGUGUUGAUGUAAUUUUGUAAAAUACAUGGACGUAGUCCUGUGAAAUAAA
Messenger RNA from Aedes aegypti (yellow fever mosquito), 1056 nucleotides. RefSeq lists its product as uncharacterized. The transcript is spliced from 6 exons. Lineage: Eukaryota; Metazoa; Arthropoda; Insecta; Diptera; Culicidae. The record is from RefSeq and is a predicted model, not a curated record. Bases 63 to 770 code for a protein of 235 amino acids.